GAAGCGGCGUCCGCGCCGGAGGGUGUGGAGCGCAGAGCUUCACUUCUUGCAGACCGGCGGCCAGGCGCAGCGACGUCCGGGCUUCGCCCGGGAGGGACAGGACUGGACCGCGUGCGACGCGUAUUAGGUGGGCAGGUCGCGGCCGCAGGACUCAGUCUCAUGUCCCUUUCCCUGACGCUCGCUUCGUGCCUGACACCCGGCUGGGCGCUUACCCACCGUUGCCUCUUCACUUCCUUCUUUAGACUUUGCGACCAUUUCAGAGAUGUCUUCCAGAAGUCCUAAAGAUUUAAUGAAGAUUAAGUGGACAUCAAAGCCUAGUAAUACCAAAUCAGAAACUGCAUUAGAGAAAUUGAAAGGAGCAGUGGAUGAACUCACAAGUGGAAAAGGAAAACUUACUGAAAAAGACAGACACAGACUUUUGGAGAAAAUUCAAGUUCUUCAAGCUGAAAGGGAGAAGACUGCUUAUCACCUCACAGAGAAGGAAAAAGAAAUACAGCGCCUCAGAGACCAGCUGAAGGCUCGAUACAGCAACACUGCCUUGCUUGAACAGUUGGAAGAGAAAACAAAGGAAGGUGACAGGAUGGAACAGUUGUUGAAAUCCUUAUCCGAAGAGACAGAUUCGCUGAAGAAACAGUUGUCUGCUGCAAUGGCAAGACUUGGUGAAUUUGAAAACCAAGCCAGUGCACUUCAUUUAUCACAGACUGUGGCUGCAAGCUCACCAGUGAGUAAUGCUCAUGAGUUGGAAAUACAGCUGAAAGAUGCUCUGGAGAAAAAUCAGCAGUGGCUUGUGUAUGAUCAGCAGCGAGAGGCCUUCGUUAGGGGACUGUUAGCAAAGAUCUUUGAGCUGGAAAAAAUGGAAACAUCUGCUCCUUCACUCCCACAGCAGACGAAAACAGCUGCAUUGGAAGGCGAUGUUCAAGAAAAGAAGCAAAAAUAUUAUAACCACCUCUUGGCAAAUGCCAAAAAAGAUCUUGAGGUUGAAAGACAAACCAUAACUCAGUUGAGUUCAGAACUUAAUGAAUUUCGAAAAAAAUAUGAAGAAGCUCAGAAAGAAAUUCAAGAUUUAAAUCAGUUGUUGUGCUCACAAAGAAAGGCAGAAGUACAACAUCUGGAAGAUGACAGACAUAAAACAGAGAGAAUAGAAAGACUCAACAAAGAGAAUAAUAUUGCGAGGGAAAAACUCGAAGAAGAGAGGAAGCGAUCUGAAGAGCUUUCAUCUCAGGUGCAGUUUCUUUACACAUCUUUGUUAAAGCAGCAAGAGGAACAAACAAGGGUGGCUCUGUUGGAGCAACAGAUGCAGUCAUGUACUUUAGACUUUGAAAAUGAAAAACUUGACCGCCAAAAUAUGCAGCACCAAUUGCAUACAAUUCUUAAGGAACUCCGAAAAGCAAGAAGUCAAAUAACACAGUUGGAAUCCUUGAAGCAACUUCAUGAGUUUCCCUUCACAGAGCCAUUAGUUACUUUCCAAGGAGAGACUGCAAACAAAGUGAAAGUUUCCUCACCAAAAAGCCCCACUGCUGCACUAAAUGAAAGUCUGGUGGAAUGCCCCAAAUGCAACGCACAGUAUCCAGCCACUGAGCAUCGAGAUCUGCUUGUCCACGUGGAGUACUGUUCAGAGUAGCAAAAUGGUUAUUCUUUGUUUUUAGGCCAAAAGAUUUUAUACUAUAUCCUCUGUUUGCUUAUGGAUAUUUCCAAUUUCAUUUUCCACCUCUGGCUUAAGGAACUGCCUAUCUACCUUUGACACUCGGGCAUAUGAAUGAAUCAUUGUAUUUUUUGGCUGCUUUGCAUUUCCUUGGCGGUGAUACCCCUCCAUGAGACGGUUCAUCUUCAGGCUGCAGUGACAGAGACUACUCAUGUUUUGCAUGACUAAAGUACUUGAUAAAGAAAAGGUAGUUUAGAUUAUUGCUUGUGGGUUAAAUCUAUUGUU
This is a messenger RNA of Fukomys damarensis (Damara mole-rat), 1927 nucleotides long. It is a transcript of the gene Cep55, whose product is annotated as centrosomal protein 55. Bases 263 to 1621 code for a protein of 452 amino acids. Gene Ontology annotation, biological process: regulation of phosphatidylinositol 3-kinase/protein kinase B signal transduction; mitotic cytokinesis. The record is from RefSeq and is a predicted model, not a curated record. NCBI's taxonomy places the organism in Eukaryota, Metazoa, Chordata, Mammalia, Rodentia, Bathyergidae. The transcript is spliced from 9 exons.